Molecule: messenger RNA, 2333 nt
Organism: Oncorhynchus tshawytscha (Chinook salmon)
Lineage: Eukaryota; Metazoa; Chordata; Actinopteri; Salmoniformes; Salmonidae
Product: angiopoietin-related protein 7
Exons: 8
Coding region: 510-1988 (492 amino acids)
Source: RefSeq, a predicted model, not a curated record
GGGGGAUAAGAUGUCUGCUCAGGACUCUGACACACUGUCGCUUUCCUCUAGAAGACAGAGAGAAAAGCGCAACACACACCUCACACACACAGAGACAGAGAAGCACACACACCUCACACACACAGAGAGACUCACACACAACAACAAAAAACACAUUUCCAACACUCACUCAGCCUGCUGCUUUUCCAAUAAGGAGUUGUCACCGUCCACAGAAAGUGAGGCCAGAGAGGAUGCUGUCAUGAGGAGAGGAGGGUGUCCGGUGAAUGGAGGCAGUUUCUGUCCCACUGCACUCCAAGAAGUCUGUCUCCCUGCUGGUCUCUCUGUCUGGAGGGAAUAAGAGCCAAGCACAGCUGGACUGCAUGGGACCACAGCUAGCCUGGAUGGCUCUGGUUGCAACUGGACCUGGCCUGAGUGAAGACCUUGUCUAAGUUGGUCUAAUUUGGAGCCAAGUUUAGGUGUAGCCCCCAUGCUGGAGCUGGUCUGAGAGGGUCUUUCUGGACCUGGUUUGGAUGGUCAGGAUGAGACCACCUCUCCUGCUGACUGCUGCCUUACUGGCCCUAUGGACCGUUGCCCUGGUGACUGGAGACUACACAUACACAGAUACACACCAAGACAGAGCUGAUGACAGCAACACAGGUGGACACAGAGACACCCAAUCAGACUCCGGUAUAGACGUGCCUCCAAAAGAAUUCCUUCCGGAAACACAGACAGACACAUAUGAUCAACAUCCAGACACAAACCCAGACUCACACCCAAACUCCCAUCCGGACGUACACGAACACCCAGACAGCCAUCGUAUCAGCAGCGGUCUGAUGCAGUGUGGGGAGUACAGCAACGAGGUGUUGCCUAACGGUCAGUGUCGAGUCACAGCCACGCUGCCUCAGCUCCAACGCCAGCACUGCCCAGACAUGUUCCGCUGCACUGACGAAGUGUCCUACUGGCUGCAGGAGAACCAGGAGAGGAAACAGCAGCUGCAGGACCUCCAGGAGACCAUCUCCCAGCUACAGGAGGAACUCCGUAGUCACAGGCACCGAAUCAAGGUCCUGGAGCUACAGGGUGAGGAGAGGAACAACGUGAAUGAGUCUUUAGAGGAGCGUUUCAGAGUGUUGGAGCUACAGUACGCUGAGGCUGACAGCCUGUUGCACACCCAUAGUUCCAUCCUGUUUGAUCUGCAGACUCAGGUCCGGAACCUAACCAUGACGGUGGAACGAGUUAAACGUAACCCCGGCUGCAUGAUCAACAUCGUCAGGACCAGUCCUCUGCUCAGCGCCCAGGAGGCCCUUCACCCAGAGGUGCAGCAUGUGAGAAACUGUCCAAUAGACUGUGCAUCACUGUACUAUAACGGGGUGUAUCGGUCAGGUGUCUACACGGUGGUUCCCUCUCUGAGCUCCCAUCCUGUAGAAGUCUACUGUGACAUGGACACAGAGGGUGGUGGUUGGACGGUGUUUCAGCGCCGUCAGGAUGGGAAGGUGAACUUCAAUAGAGGCUGGCAAGACUAUAAGGAGGGAUUUGGAGAGCUCAGGUCUGAGUACUGGCUGGGGAACGAACACAUUCACCACCUGUCCACCCAGGGAGACUACAGCCUCAGGAUAGACCUGGAGGACUGGACACAUCACCACAAACAUGCCUUCUACCAGAGCUUCAGUAUUGAAGAUGAGGAGAAUCACUACCGGCUGCAUGUAUCAGGCUACAGUGGGACAGUAGAGGACUCGUUCAGCUGGUACCAUGAUAAACAGGACUUCAGUACUCCAGACACGGGGGAUAUCUGCGCUGAGAUCUCACACGCUGGCUGGUGGUACCACCAGUGUUUCUAUGCCAACCUCAAUGGAGUCUACUACAAGGGUGGACGGUACUCCUCUAAAGCCAAGACUCUGCUGGGUCCUGAUGGUGUAGUAUGGUACAGCUGGAAAGAUUCAGACUACUACUCUCUCAGGAAGACCUCUAUGAUGAUACGACCUAGAACCUUCAGACCGCGCCUGUCACCGUGACGACAGCCCGUCGGGACCGUGGGAGACCUGCUGUGGUCGCUUCUGACAUCACCUUGGGAUGGGACGUAGGACUGGAGAAGACAUGAGGAGAACGCUGCAAUGGGAUUGUGUCCAACUGUUCAUGGAGUCUAAGAGAGAGUGUAUGUGCUUUCUUUCUACUUUUGAAAUACUGUUCCCAGGAGCCCUCAGACAAACUGUCAAUCUCUCCCACUGUAGGGUUUACACAAACUGUCAUUCUCUCCCACUGGAGGGACUUACACACACGGUCCUCCUCUUCCACUGGAGGGACUUACACAAACUGUCAAUCUCUCCCACUGUAGGGUUUACACAAACUGUAAUUCUCUC